AUGGGCGAUUCUGCUGACGACCAAACCGGACCCCUCAGUGCGCCCGCCGACGCAGGCACAGGGCUCGACAUGGUUGAGAUCGCAGCCGACGGGGACUUGGUGCUCGACGUGACCUUCGAUACGUCCAACGAGACGCUCAGAGCGGCGAGGAGAGCCGCAAAGUCUAGACCAGGCCGGCAGGCUGCUGAUGCUAGCACACUACCAGCCCUUAAGCCCAGGGUCCGGCGUGGCUAUCGGGUUCAGCUCGCUGUGCUCAAGCAAAACUCCAAAUACUUCGACAAUCUGCUCAGUGACACAAGGUUUGCCGAGGCCAGGUCAAUAGAAGCUGCCUUCGAGCGGCUCAGCAUGAACAACGUGAAGCCGUCCGAGGCAGACGUCACGCAGCUCCCGGUGGUCAGGAUCCGCGAGGACGACGAGGCCACACAGUCGGCAGGCCUAGAGCCUGUCUUUGCCGACAUGCUGCGCAUCCUGCACAGGAAGCAGUCAACGGCCAGAGCCCCGACCAUGCACAAUCUUGCCGUCCUGGCUGUCCUGGCCGACCGCUUCGGGUGUACCGCCGCCGUGUCCAGGUAUCUGAACGCUCUAAAGUACAAGUGGCCUGCCACGCAGACAAGCUUGUCCAAGGAAGGCGGCGGAGCUGCUCUCACUGCCGCGGCAGAAGAGACACUCAGGCAGAAGAUCCUUGUGUCGUGGCUGCUCGAUCAACCGCUGAAGAUGCAUGCCGCCACCCGGGAGCUGAUUCUGUACGGCUCGAGGAGGUGGAGCGCAUUUGGCGAGGAAGACACCAACAAGGCCGUGUGGUGGGAAUUGCCGGACGACCUUGAAAAUGAACUACGACACCGCCGGGACUGCAUUCUAAACACCAUCGCCUCAGUCCAGCGACAUUUCAUCCAGCUGUACUCGUCCCGCACGCAGCAGUGCACGCUGGGCUACGGGUCCAGCUCAAGCUGCGACUCAUACCAGCUCGGACAGAUGGUCAAGUUUUUCAUCAGCCGCAACCUGCUGUUUCUGGUCGACUUCUCGCCCAAGUCGAUGGACAGCAUUCAGGACUAUGCCACAGUGAGCAUCCCUCACAUAAUUGCAACCCUCCGGCAGUGUCCCAGCUACCAGGUCGACACGAACCACCACAACUGCGGCCUGAGGACCCGUAUUCUGCCCAUCCUCGACCGCAUUCAAGCCCUGCUGUCAUCCAACAUAGUUUCUGUGUCUAGGCCAGCUUGGGGCAAAGACCGAGAAGCCGCGUCUUGGUGCCGGCGAGGGGCAAGUGACGGCGGCGAGCCAAGGGAGUUUCGCUUCACGCGUGCCAUGGCCGGGAACCAGAGUAUGCAAUUCGAAGGGGCCAUGGGGGUCGACAGACUGGCAAGGGAGCUCUUUACGGCGGACAGGUGGGAUUGGACGGCCGAAGACCGAGAAGAGCCGCGGGAACCGGGAUUGGGUAAGUGGAAUACGCCUACCCUUGGAAGGCAUGUGUAG
Molecule: messenger RNA, 1473 nt
Organism: Canariomyces notabilis
Lineage: Eukaryota; Fungi; Ascomycota; Sordariomycetes; Sordariales; Chaetomiaceae
Exons: 2
Coding region: 1-1473 (490 amino acids)
Source: RefSeq, a predicted model, not a curated record